GGUCCGCCUCCGGGCGCGGGUCGCAGGCGCCCCUCCCCGCCUCGGCGACCUAGCAGCUGUCAGCGCUGCCGCCGCCGCCGCCCAGGAAGGGGACCCGCGACAGAGCAGCGUGCCGCCGGUCGGUAGCCUCCUUUGCGCCACCCUUGGCUAAAGAAUAUGACCCUCAACCCCUGCCAGGAGCAUCAGUGUAAACCCAGAGCCACGUGAUCCUGAGGACAGUCACCAGACCCUCCCUGCCCAGAGGUUGUGGUGGUGGUGGUGGUGGUGGUGGUGGUCGGAGAGUCAUGCCAGUGAGCCCUGGGCCCCUCCUGAUGUGCCACAGGGCAUCAACCCUCCAGAACGCCAAGGCCAGCCCACCACACUCGAGAGGCCUGCCAGCCCCACCCCGGAGCCCUCUGCGCAGGGCCGCCUCCUCCAGGACAGUCCUCCACUAGCCCGGGAGGAGAGCGUGGCAGGAGCCGUUCCCAGCAUCCAGCGCCCACUCUCCAUGCACGGCGGCUUCGGUCGUGGCCAGGUCUCUUAUCCCAGGAGGAUGGCGGUGCUUGGGCAGCUGAAGCUCCUGCUUUGGAAGAACUACAUCUUGCAGAAACGGAAGGUCCUGGUGACAGUCUUGGAGCUCUUGCUGCCCUUGCUGUUCUCUGGGAUCCUGAUUUGGCUUCGCUUGAAGAUCCAGUCGGAAAACGUGCCCAACGCCACCAUCUACCCUGGCCAGUCCAUCCGGGAGCUGCCGCUCUUCUUCAGCUUCCCCCCUCCGGGCGCCACCUGGGAGCUCGCCUACAUCCCGUCCCACAGUGAUGCCGUGGAGACCAUUACUGAAGCGGCGAGGAGGAUGCUGGUGACCCACAUGAGAGUCCGUGGCUUUCCCUCCGAGAAGGACUUUGAGGACUACGUAAAAUACGAUAACCGCUCCAACAACGUGCUGGCUGCCGUGGUGUUUGAGCACACCCUCAACCACAGCAAGGACCCCCUGCCGCUGGCGGUAAAGUACCACUUACGGUUCAGUUACACACGAAGAAACUACAUGUGGACCCAGACUGGUUCCUUUUUCCUGAAAGAGACAGAGGGAUGGCACACCACUUCCCUUUUUCCACUUUUCCCAAACCCAGGACCAAGGGAGCCCGCAUCCCCUGAUGGCGGGGAGCCUGGGUACAUCCGAGAAGGCUUCCUGGCCAUGCAGCAUGCUGUGGACAGGGCCAUCAUGCAGUACCACGCCAACGCCUCCACACACCAGCUGUUCGAGAAGCUCACUGUGAUUGCCAAGAGGUUCCCUUACCCGCCUUUUAUUUCGGACCCCUUCCUGGUCGCCAUCCAGUACCAGCUUCCCUUGCUGCUCAUGCUGAGCUUCACAUAUACGUCCCUCAGCAUCAUCCGGGCUGUUGUGCAAGAGAAAGAGAAAAAGCUGAAGAAGGCUCCGAGGAGUCGGCGUGAGGCGGGCGAGGGCAGGUGGUCAUGUCGCACGCCACCACGUGUCCUCUCCCAGGAGCACAUGCGCAUGAUGGGGCUCAGCGGCUGGCUGCACUGGAGCGCCUGGUUCCUGCUCUUCCUGCUGCUCCUCCUCUUCACCGUCGGCUGCAUGGCCCUGCUCCUCUGCAUCAAGGUGAGGAAGGGCGUGGCGGUGCUCACGCACAGCGACCCCUCGCUGCUGCUGGCCUUCCUGCUGUGCUUUGCCAUCUCCUCCAUCGCCUUCAGCUUCAUGGUCAGCACUUUCUUCAGCAAAGCUAACAUGGCAGCUGCCAUUGGGGGCUUCCUCUAUUUCUUCACCUACAUCCCCUACUUCUUCGUUGCUCCUCGAUACAACUGGAUGACCCUCAGCCAGAAGCUCUUCUCCUGCCUCCUGUCCAAUGUUGCCAUGGCGAUGGGGGCCCAACUCAUUGGGAAAUUUGAAGCAAAAGGCACAGGCGUUCAGUGGCCAGACCUCCUGAGUCCCGUCAACGUGGACGACGACUUCUCCUUUGGACAGGCGCUGGGCAUGCUGCUGCUGGACUCCGUGCUCUACGGCCUGGUGGCCUGGUACGUGGAGGCCGUGUUCCCGGGGCAGUUGGGCGUGCCCCAGCCCUGGUACUUCUGCUUCAUGCCUUCCUACUGGCGCGGGAGCCCGAGGACAGCCAUGGGGAAAGAGGAAGUUGAUGAGGACCCUGAGAAAGCGCUCAGGACCGAGUACUUUGAGGCCGAGCCUGAGGACCUGGUGGCUGGCAUCAAGAUCAAGCACGUGUCCAAGAUGUUCGGAGUGGGGAGUGUUAGAAAGGCAGCCGUCAGAGACCUGAGCCUGAACCUGUAUGAGGGGCAGAUCACCGUCCUGCUGGGCCACAAUGGCGCAGGGAAGACUACCACCCUCUCCAUGCUCACAGGCCUCUUUCCUCCGACCAGUGGACGGGCGUAUAUCAAUGGGUAUGAGAUUUCCCAAGACAUGGUUCAGAUCCGGAAGAGCCUGGGCCUGUGUCCACAGCACGACAUCUUGUUUGAUGACCUGACAGUCGCAGAACACCUGUAUUUCUACGCCCAGCUGAAAGGCUUGUCACACCAGAAGUGCCCUGAGGAGGUGGCACGGAUGCUGCACACCCUGGGCCUGGAGGACCAGCGGGACUCACACUGCAAGUUCCUGAGCGGGGGCCUGAGGCGCAAGCUCUCCAUUGGCAUCGCCCUCAUUGCGGGCUCCAAGGUGCUGAUGCUGGACGAGCCCACAUCCGGCAUGGACGCUGUCUCCAGGAGGGCCAUCUGGGACCUUCUCCAGCAGCAGAAGCGUGACCGCACCAUCCUGCUGACCACGCACUUCAUGGACGAGGCUGACCUGCUGGGGGACCGCAUUGCCAUCAUGGCCAAGGGGGAGCUGCAGUGUUGCGGGUCGUCGCUGUUCCUCAAGCAGAAGUAUGGUGCAGGCUACCACAUGACCCUGGUGAAGGAGCCUCACUGCAGCCCCGAGGGCAUCUCCCGGCUGGUCCAGCACCACGUCCCCAAUGCCACCCUGGAAAGCAGUGCUGGAGCGGAGCUGUCAUUCAUUCUGCCCAAGGAGAGCACGCACAGGUUUGAAAGUCUCUUCAGUAAGCUGGAGAAGCAGCAGAAGGCACUGGGUAUCGCCAGCUUCGGUGCCUCCGUCACCACCAUGGAGGAGGUGUUCCUUAGGGUUGGUAAGCUGGUAGACACCAGCAUGGACAUCCAGGCCAUCCAGCUCCCUGCCCUGCAGUACCAGCACGAGAGGCGGGCGAGCGACUGGGCAGUGGAUAGCCACCUGUGCGGGAUGAUGGACCCGACCGCGGGCGCAGGCGCCCUCAUCGAGGAGGAGUGCGCCAACAUCAAGCUCAACUCCGGGCUCGCCCUCCACUGCCAGCAGUUCUGGGCCAUGCUCCUGAAGAAGGCUGCAUAUAGCUGGCGGGAGUGGAAGCUGGUAGCGGCCCAGGUCCUGGUGCCUCUGACAUGCAUCACCCUGGCGCUCCUGGCCAUCAACUACUCCUCCGAGAUCCUGGACGACCCCAUUCUGAAGCUGACCCUGGACCAGUACGGCAGAACGGUGGUGCCCUUUGCAGUUCCCGGCACCUCUCGGCUGGGCCAGCAGCUCGCAGAGCACUGGAAGGACAUGCUGCAGGCCGAGGGCCAGGAGCCACGCGAGGUGCUGGGUGACUUGGAGGAGUUCCUGAUUUUCAGGGCCUCGGUGGAAGGCGGCGGCUUUAAUGAACGGUGCCUGGUGGCAGCGACCUUCAGAGACGUCGGCGAGCGGACAGUCGUCACUGCUCUGUUCAACAACCAGGCAUACCACUCCCCAGCCACUGCGCUGACCACCGUGGACAACCUUCUGUUCAAGCUUCUGUGUGGCCCUCGGGCCUCCAUCACAGUCUCCAAUUUCCCCCAGCCCCGGAGCACACUGCAGGCCGCCAAGGACCAGUUCAAUGAGGGCCGGAAGGGUUUCGACAUUGCCCUCAACUUGCUUUUCGCCAUGGCGUUCUUGGCCAGCACGUUCUCCACCCUGGCGGUCAGCGAGAGGGGCAUUCAGGCCAAGCACAUGCAGUUCGUGAGCGGAGUCCGCGUGGCUACUUUCUGGCUCUCUGCUCUGCUGUGGGACCUCGUGUCCUUUCUCAUCCCCACUCUGCUGCUGCUGGUGGUGUUCAAAGCCUUCAACGUGCACGCCUUCACACGGGACGGCCACGUGGCUGACGCUCUGCUGCUGCUGAUGGUCUAUGGCUGGGCCAUCAUCCCCCUCAUGUAUCUCAUGAGCUUCCUUUUCUCGGGGGCGGCCACUGCCUACACAAGGCUGACCAUAUUCAACAUCCUGUUGGGCAUCGCCACCUUCCUCGUGGUCACCAUCAUGCGCAUCCCAGCGGUGAAGUUGGAAGAACUUUCCAGAACCCUGGACCAUGUGUUCCUGGUGCUGCCCAGCCACUGUCUGGGGAUGGCGGUCAGCAGCUUCUACGAGAACUACGAGACACGGAGGUACUGCAGGUCGUCCGAGGUCGCGGCCCACUACUGCAGCGAAUACAACAUCCGGUACCAGGACAACUUCUACGCAUGGGAGGCCCCAGGGGUUGGCAGGUUCGUGGCCUCCAUGGCCACCUCGGGACUUGCCUAUCUCGCUGUGCUCUUCCUCAUGGAGACCGAACUGCCCCAGAGGCUGAAGACUUGCAUCUGUGCCUCCCGGAGGCAGCGGGCGCUGAUGGAGGCGUACACCCGGACCCCAGCUCUCCCGGAGGACCAGGACGUGGCAGACGAGAGAAACCGAAUCCUGGCUGCCAGCCCGGACUCGCUGCCAGUGCCACCUCUAGUUGUCAAGGAGCUCUCCAAGGUAUAUGAGCAGCAGGCACCCCUGCUCGCCGUGGACAAGAUCUGCCUUGCGGUCCAGAAGGGGGAGUGCUUCGGCCUGCUGGGUUUCAACGGGGCUGGGAAAACCACAACUUUCAAGAUGCUAACAGGGGAGGAGAGCAUAACCACUGGGGAUGCCUUUGUGGGGGGCCACAGCAUCAGCUCUGAUGUCGGGAAGGUGCGCCAGCAGAUCGGCUACUGCCCUCAGUUUGAUGCCCUACUGGACCACAUGACAGGCCGGGAGACACUUGUCAUGUAUGCCCGGCUCCGGGGCAUCCCUGAGCGACAUAUCAGUGCCUGCGUGGAGAACACACUUCGGGGCCUGCUCCUGGAGCCACACGCCAACAAGCUGGUCAGGACGUACAGUGGUGGCAACAAGCGGAAGCUGAGCACUGGCAUUGCCCUGCUUGGAGAGCCUGCGGUCAUCUUCCUGGAUGAGCCAUCCACCGGCAUGGACCCUGUGGCCCGGCGCCUGCUCUGGGACACCAUAGCCAGGGCCCGCGAGUCUGGCAAGGCCAUCGUCAUCACCUCCCAUAGCAUGGAGGAGUGUGAGGCCUUGUGCACCCGGCUGGCCAUCAUGGUGCAGGGUCAGUUCAAGUGCCUGGGCAGCCCACAACACCUCAAGAGCAAGUUUGGGAGUGGCUACUCCCUGCGGGCCAAGGUCCGGAGCGACGGGCAGCAGGAGGCGCUGGAGGACUUCAAGGCCUUCGUGGACCUGACCUUCCCAGGCAGCGUUCUGGAAGAUGAGCACCAGGGGAUGGUCCAUUACCACCUGCCUGGCGAUGACCUCAGCUGGGCGAAGGUGUUUGGUGUUCUGGAGAAGGCCAAGGAGAAGUACGGGGUGGACGACUACUCCGUGAGCCAGAUCUCGUUGGAGCAAGUGUUCCUGGGCUUUGCCCACCUGCAGCCACCCACGGAGGGUGAGGGGCCCUGAGGAGCUGGGCAGGGGCAGGGGGAAUGGGCACUCAGGCAGGCACCUUCUUCCUCUGAGCCCAGCUUGUCCAGCACCUUUACUCUUAAUCACUGUUUCCUGUGAUGGAUAUGAACUAAGGCCUCGUACGGACUGGGCCCGUCAGCACCCUCACACUGGGGAUCAGCAUGCAGACAUCCACAUCUAAGGCCGAUGCCGAAGCCCGGUCUCCAGAACUCAAGAUGCCAGCCCAAGAGCGGGUCCAGCAGUCCGUGUGGGCAUGCCUUGUGGGGGUCUCUGGGCAGAAAGCCACCCAGAAAGGGACCUCAGCUGACUCGGGGAUUAAAUUUCCCUCACCGCUCAUGAAGAGAUUCCCCAGUGACCUCUCCACAUUUGCACAUGGCACAGAGCUCCUUUGGGGGUGAAACAGGAACCCAGAACAGGGGGCAGCUGCCCAGAAUGAACAGGUCACCAGUCACCAUCCACGAGGGAGAUGCCAGCCCUGUUUCGGCCUCGAGGUCUUGGCUUUCAGUACAGCUGGGGGCAUCCUGGGGGUCCCUGCUCCUCAGUGGACAUUAACUGAGCAGACCCUAUGCCUGGCCUCACCCCACCAGCGUCGGCCAGUGUCAGCCAGCACAAGAAGCAAAGGCGGUCCUUUGGUCCUGACACUGGCCUCUGAAGAUGCCACCAGUGGAAGGCCAGUUGGGGACCACGAUGGGACCGAGUGGCCAUGAGGGGAGGAUGCACCUAACACAUGGUGAUUCUGUCCAGAAAAUAAAGGCUGGGAGGGAACAUGA
This is a messenger RNA of Manis javanica (Malayan pangolin), 6495 nucleotides long. Lineage: Eukaryota; Metazoa; Chordata; Mammalia; Pholidota; Manidae. The record is from RefSeq and is a predicted model, not a curated record.